ACAAAACAUGAGGGUUUAGGACGAAGGGACUCAUUCUUGUGCAAGGUGUCUUGCGAUCAAGUUCAGCAGCCCUCGCCCAUCAGCUCUUAGCUCUCAGCUCACUAUUUUUUUCUGUUUUUUCGACCGACGUGCCUGUGUGUUUCUUGUCACAAAAUAUUAAAUAAAAAUAAAAAAUAUUAAGAAAAUAAAUAACAGUAAUAACAAUAACAUGUCAUCGAGUGUGAUCGAUCUGUUCCCCACCACCAUCAACUCGGCCAGCAAGGCCUUCCGCUAUCAACACAUCAUGCCGGCUCCCUCGCCGACCUCCAAUCAGAAUCAGAACCAGAACCCGAGCCAGAGUCCGGCUCAGAUCAAGACCCGGAAGUACACGCCCCGUGGCAUGGCUCUCGCCUCGGCAGGAUCCUCCCCGGCGCCGUAUAACGUGGACCAGUCGCAGUCCGUUCAGCGGAGGAAUGCCCGGGAGAGGAACCGGGUCAAGCAGGUGAACAACAGCUUCGCCAGACUGAGGCAGCACAUCCCCCAGUCCAUCAUCGCCGAUCUGACCAAGGGUGGCGGUCGGGGUCCGCACAAGAAGAUCUCCAAAGUGGACACGCUCCGAAUCGCCGUGGAGUACAUACGCCGGCUGCAGGACCUCGUGGACGACCUGAACGGUGGGCCGAGUGUCAGCCAGACGGUGUCCCAGUUGCAGCUCUGCCUGGACGAGUCGAGCAGCCACAGCUCCGGCAGCAGCUCGUGCAGCUCCUCCGGCCACAAUCUCUACUAUCCAGCGAUGAAUCCCGCCGCCGCCGCCUCUGCCGCCGCCAAUCCCCUCCAGCAGCAGCAGCAGUUGCAGCGCCAGCAGUUCCCCCACCAGCCACUCACCGCCAUCUCCCUCAACAGCAAUGUGGCGGCCAGCAACUUAGUGACGACUACUCCAGUGGGCGCCACCACAUCCUGCCACUCGCCCACCUCCUCCUUCAACUCCAGCAUGUCCUUCGACUCGGGCACCUACGAGGCAGCUCCCCAACAACUAGGAUCUCACCUGGACCUGGAUCUGGACACGGAAGGGCACUCCCACUCGCACUCUCACUCCCACUCCCAGCUGCAAAUGAAAUUCGAGCCGUACGAACACUUCCAACUGGACGAGGAGGACUGCACCCCGGACGACGAGGAGAUCCUAGACUACAUCUCCCUGUGGCAGGAGCAGUGACCAUCUCGCCCGUCCUGCCCCCUGUCCUGUUCUCUUCUAGUCAGUGUGGAGUCGAACCAAGUGCCUCAAAUUGUAAAUAAUCGCUCCUCAGCCUCGAAACAUCAUCCUAGAAAAUAUCCUUUUUUUUUGUCAACUUAGUCUAAGGACCUUUUUUUUCGUAGAUCUUAAGACCACGAGACCAGUAUGAAAAAUAAAAUUAUUUAUAAAAUAA
This is a messenger RNA of Drosophila ananassae, 1400 nucleotides long. RefSeq names its product achaete-scute complex protein T4 (gene sc). The record is from RefSeq and is a predicted model, not a curated record. NCBI's taxonomy places the organism in Eukaryota, Metazoa, Arthropoda, Insecta, Diptera, Drosophilidae. The transcript has a single exon. Gene Ontology annotation, molecular function: protein dimerization activity; RNA polymerase II transcription regulatory region sequence-specific DNA binding; DNA-binding transcription factor activity, RNA polymerase II-specific. The coding region runs from base 209 to 1189 and encodes 326 amino acids. Gene Ontology annotation, biological process: developmental process; regulation of transcription by RNA polymerase II.